Molecule: messenger RNA, 2082 nt
Organism: Kluyveromyces lactis
Lineage: Eukaryota; Fungi; Ascomycota; Saccharomycetes; Saccharomycetales; Saccharomycetaceae
Gene: LYS4
Product: homoaconitate hydratase LYS4
Exons: 1
Coding region: 1-2082 (693 amino acids)
Biological process (GO): L-lysine biosynthetic process
Molecular function (GO): homoaconitate hydratase activity; 4 iron, 4 sulfur cluster binding
Source: RefSeq, a predicted model, not a curated record
AUGUUUAGAGUUCAACGAUUACGAAUGUUUAGCACGUCCCGUGCUUUGUAUGCUGGACAGAACAUGACUGAAAAGAUUGUUCAGAGACAUGCUGUUGGUUUACCCGAGGGGAAGACAGUUGUGUCUGGUGAUUACGUUUCCAUCAAACCUGCUCAUUGUAUGUCACAUGACAAUUCAUGGCCUGUAGCGUUGAAGUUCAUGGGUCUUGGUGCGUCCACUAUUAAGAACCCAAGACAAGUGGUUAAUACUUUGGAUCAUGAUGUUCAGAAUAAGAGUGAGAAGAAUUUGACCAAAUAUAAGAACAUUGAGAACUUUGCCAAGAAGCAUGGGAUCGAUUUUUACCCCGCAGGUCGUGGUAUUGGUCAUCAGAUCAUGAUCGAAGAAGGUUAUGCGUUUCCGUUAACUAUGACUGUGGCAUCUGAUUCUCAUUCCAAUACAUACGGUGGUAUUGGUGCGCUUGGUACUCCGAUCGUGCGUACCGAUGCAGCAGCCAUUUGGGCCACUGGUCAAACUUGGUGGCAGAUUCCUCCGGUGGCUCAAGUGGAGUUGAAGGGAGAGUUACCAGCUGGGAUUUCCGGUAAAGAUAUCAUUGUGGCUUUAUGUGGUGUUUUCAACCAGGAUCAAGUAUUGAAUCAUGCCAUCGAAUUCACUGGUGACUCUUUAGAUAAGAUUCCUAUCGAUUAUAGAUUAACAAUUGCCAAUAUGACCACCGAAUGGGGUGCUCUUUCCGGGUUAUUCCCAGUCGAUAAUGUGCUUCUUGAUUUCUAUCGCAACAGAUUGACCAAGGUUGGAAACAACCAUCCAAGAAUUAACGAAGCCAGAAUCAAUGAGCUACAGGCUAAAUCUGAUUCUUUACAGGCAGACCCUGAUGCUAAGUACGCUAAGAAAUUGAUUAUCGAUUUAUCCACUUUGACACAUUACGUCAGUGGACCAAAUUCUGUGAAAAUCAGUUCCACCGUGGAUGAUCUUUCCAAACAGGAUAUUAAAGUCAACAAAGCUUAUCUAGUUUCUUGUACCAACUCCAGAUUAAGUGAUUUGGAAAGUGCAGCAAAUGUGGUUUGUCCAAGUGGUGACAUCAACCAAGUUCACAAAGUGGCAGAAGGUGUGGAGUUCUACAUUGCGGCCGCCUCUUCUGAAGUGGAAGCCGAAGCAAGAGCUACUGGUGCUUGGCAAAAGCUAUUAAAUGCCGGAUGUUUGCCUCUUCCUGCAGGUUGUGGACCAUGUAUCGGUCUCGGAACUGGUUUGUUAGAAGAGGGCCAAGUCGGUAUUUCUGCCACUAAUAGAAAUUUCAAGGGUAGAAUGGGUUCUAAGGAUGCAUUAGCAUAUCUAGCGUCACCAUCUGUGGUUGCUGCCUCCGCUAUCUUGGGUAAGAUUGGUUCCCCAGCCGAAGUUUUAGGUACAAAGGAUCCAAAUUUCACAGGUGUCGUGGCUACGGUAGAAGAUGCCCCAGCUACUUCAGCUGACGGCAAGGAUGUUGCUGAUGAAAGUGGUGCUUCUGGUAGCGUAGAAAUUCUAGAAGGUUUCCCAAGUGAAAUUUCUGGUGAGUUGGUGCUCUGUGAUGCUGACAACAUCAACACUGAUGGUAUCUACCCAGGUAAGUACACAUAUCAAGAUGAUGUUCCAAAGGAAACUAUGGCCAAGGUUUGUAUGGAAAAUUACGAUCCUGAUUUCCAAACCAAGGCAAACCCUGGAGAUAUUUUGAUCUCUGGUUUCAACUUUGGUACAGGUUCUUCUCGUGAACAAGCAGCUACUGCUAUCCUUGCUAAAGGGAUUAAAUUGGUUGUGUCUGGUUCUUUCGGUAACAUUUUUUUCAGAAACUCAAUCAAUAAUGCAUUACUUACCCUGGAGAUUCCAGCCUUGAUCAAUAUGCUAAGAGACAGAUAUAAAGAUGCACCAAAGGAAUUGACUCGUAGAACAGGAUGGUUCUUGAAGUGGGACGUGUCACAAGCUAAAGUUUACGUGACCGAAGGUUCAGUAAACGGUCCAAUUGUUCUUGAACAAAAAGUCGGAGAACUAGGUAAGAACUUGCAAGAGAUCAUUGUUAAAGGUGGUUUAGAAUCAUGGGUCAAAUCACAAUUAUAA